AUGACAAAAUUAUUUUUUAAAUUAUUUUUAGUUAUUGCAGUUUCAAGUAUACUUUUCUUUGCAUCUGCCUAUGGUAAUGAAGAAGCAUUUCCAGUAAAAUGUACCAAAUUACUCUGUCCAAGAAUUCAAUGUGACAAUCAAACAGAAUAUGAAUAUUUACCACCAGGUGAGUGCUGUAAAAAGUGCGCUUUAAGAUGUGAAUUGGUAGAUUGUAUGCCCCCAAAAUGCCCAAAAGGAGUAAAUCCAAUCAAAAAGAAUCCAACUGACUGUUGCUUAUCAUGUCCAGUUGAUUGUAGAACAGUCAAAUGUGGUAUACCAAAAUGUGCAAAGGGUUUCGUUGCAAAAGUUAAACCAGGUGAAUGUUGCUCAACUUGUGUCAGAGAUUGCCCAAUUUGUCCAAUUGUUGAUUGUAUGCCAGGUUAUAUCCCAUAUACAUCUGAUGAAUUUUGUUGUACAAAAUGUAAACAAGAUUGCCGUUUGGUAAAAUGUGCUAUGCCAAUCUGUUCAGAUGGUCAAGAACCAAUUAAAAAAGACAAUGAAUGUUGUUAUAAAUGCCCAACAGUAAACUGUGAUGCUGUUAAGUGUGCAAGACCAUUAUGCAAAGAUAAUGAAGAACUUUAUACACCUGAAGGUCAAUGUUGUCAAAUAUGUAAACCAAAACCAACUAAAUGCCCAAUUUGUCCAAUUGUUGAUUGUGCACCUGGUUUUGUACCAUAUACAUCUGAUGAAUUUUGUUGCACCAGAUGUAAAGAAGAUUGUACAUUGGUAAAAUGUGCAUACCCAACAUGUGCUGAUGGCCAAACUCCAGUUAAAAAGGAUAAUGAGUGUUGUUAUAGAUGUCCACCAUUAGAUUGUUCAGCUGUUCAAUGUUUGAGACCUAUUUGUAAUAAAACUGAAGAAAUUUAUACUCCAGAAGGCCAAUGUUGUCCAUCAUGUAGACCAAAAAUAUGUCCAAUAGUAGACUGUGCACCAGGUUAUGUCUCAUAUAUAUCAGAUGUUGAUGGUUGUUACAAAUGUAAACAAGAUUGUCGUUUAGUUAAAUGUCCAUACCCAACAUGUGAAGAUGGUGCAACCCCAGUUAAAAAAGAAGAAGAAUGUUGUUAUAGAUGCCCACCAGUUAAUUGUGCUGUUGUUUUGUGUCCAAAAGUAGAAUGCCCUGAGGUUCAAGAAAAAUAUACACCUUCAGAUCGUUGUUGUCCAAUUUGUAGACCAAUUCCACUAUUUAAAUUAUAA
Molecule: messenger RNA, 1233 nt
Organism: Dictyostelium purpureum
Lineage: Eukaryota; Evosea; Eumycetozoa; Dictyosteliales; Dictyosteliaceae
Exons: 6
Coding region: 1-1233 (410 amino acids)
Source: RefSeq, a predicted model, not a curated record